Molecule: messenger RNA, 2727 nt
Organism: Clunio marinus
Lineage: Eukaryota; Metazoa; Arthropoda; Insecta; Diptera; Chironomidae
Source: the annotation of a GenBank genome assembly
CUGAACACAUUCAUUCUGAAAAAAUAAAUUUUUUCGUCUCGUUUAUUAUCAAAAAAAAUUAUUAUCAAGCAAGAUUAAAAAAGUUUUAAAGGUAUAUAUAUCAUUAUUGUGAAAGUUGCGCUAUUCAGCUUCUGAAAUUCACGAAAUUUUAUUGGAAAUUUUGCUAUACGCAGGAAAUUACAUUCAAAUUGUUAUCAGCUUAUCAAAGUUCUUUUAUGAAUUUAGAAGGCAUUCUUUUAAAAGAAGUAUCUGAUCAGAUCCAACCGAUAUUCAUUUGUCCAUCAAAUCGGAAUUCUUCUUCAAAGUGCAUGAUUUCAUAUUCUCUAAAUCAGUUGAGUCAUAGGACUUCAAAAUUUUCAAGCAAUAGACAUCGAAAGUUGCAGCCAUUUAGAAAAACGUGAAUCUCUAACGAAGGAAAUACACCAAAAAACAAUUAAAAAGAAAAAAAAACUCCAGUUAAAAAAAAGAAAAUUUGGAGCCUUCAAAUUAAAUUUGAAACUUUCCUCCAUCCUGUGUUAGCUUAAUUUAAUUAUAAUUCAUUUAUUUUUUCGGCAUUUUUCAACUUCAUUCGAAUUUUAUUUUAUUUUGAGUUAAAAAAAGCAAAUUACCACGUUUUUGCCCACAAAUGGUUUUUGUCAAUUAUCGGAAUCAAUCAAAAACGACGACUCAGCAAAGCAGUAGGUUCGAUCUAAAGAUUCUAACAUUCCGCUAAAUUGUCAUCCCCUAAAAUCUACUUCGGCAAUCGACCCGUAAUUUAUUUUUCAUUUAAAACAACACCAACAAAUUAUCAACAUUGCUCCACAUCAAAAAAAAACAAGAUAGGAAGAAGGAAAGAAUUUCUUAAAUAUUUAUGCUUAAAGCAAAACAAAAUAAGAAACACCAGAAAGUGAAUGAUUUGACAUCUUUGAUUUCACGAUUUUAAUGCUUGAAUCGUUUGUUAAAAAACCAUCACGUGUGAAUUAAAGAAUCCUAACUUACGAAAGAAUUAAACCACAAGAAAGCGAACAUCACUCAAUAAAAAAGAAAGGAGAAGCACCAAAUCAAUUAUGGGAACUUUAAAUGUCAAUCGUAAAGUCACUGACUUGUAUUAUCGUUAUAAGAUGCCACGCAUUUGCGCGAAGGUUGAAGGCAAAGGAAAUGGGAUUAAAACGGUGAUUGUCAACAUGGCUGAUGUCGCUAAAGCUUUGAAUCGUCCAGCGACGUAUCCGACGAAAUAUUUCGGGUGUGAACUUGGAGCACAAACCCAAUUUGAUCAUAAAAAUGAACGUUUCAUUGUCAACGGAUCGCAUGAUGCUGGAAAGUUGCAAGAUUUACUCGAUGGCUUCAUUCGCAAGUAUGUCUUGUGUCCCGAAUGCGACAAUCCUGAAACGGAUUUGUUGAUUUCGGCAAAGAAGGAAAUCAUCUCGCAGACAUGCAAAGCUUGCGGAUAUCAUGGAUUGUUAGCUGUUCAACAUAAGUUGAACACUUUCAUCUUGAAGAAUCCACCGAAUAUCAAUCCAGCAUCUCAAGGUGCUUCAUUGACUGAAGGAAAACGUUCGAAACGAUCAAAUAAGAAAGUUGAUGGCGAUUCAACAACAAAUGGCGAUCAAUCGAACGAUUCAAAUGAUUUUGAGACAAGCAAGUUGUCGGUCACUAAUAGUAACGAAGAUGAAGAAGACGAUGCAAAUUGGACAGUUGAUGUCAGUGAAGAAGCUGUUCGUGCUCGUAUGGAGGACUUGACUGAUGGUGCCAAGAACAUCACGAUUUCUGAAGACACGGAAAAGACGGAAAAGCAACGAAUUGACAUUUAUUACGAAUAUGUUAAGAAGCGUCGUGAUGCUGGUGAAUUGGAGAAGGUCCAGACACAGAAGGAGUUGCAUAACGAAGCUAAUCGCUUGGAAAUUCAUCAGAAGGCUCCUUUGAUCCUCGCUGAACUUCUUUUCUCAGCAAAUAUUCCAGCCGAGGUCAAGAAACAUCGCAAUUUGCUUUUGCGCUUCACUCAUGACGACACAAAAGCUCAGAAAUAUUUGCUUGGUGGUGUUGAGCAGAUCAUCGCUUUGCACGCUGCAAAGUUGAUGGAAAAGGUUGCUGGAAUCUUGAAGAUGUUCUAUGAUUUAGAUUUGUUGGAAGAGAAAGUUUUGCUUGAAUGGGGAUCAAAGGUUAGCAAGAAGUACGUGUCGAAGGAAGUUGCUGCACAAAUUCAUGAAAAAGCUGCGCCAUUCAUCAAAUGGUUGCAAGAAGCUGAAGAAGAAUCUGAAGAUUCAGAAGAUGAUGAAGUGGAAAUUGGCUUCGACGACCGUGCAAAAGUGGAUUCUUUGAAGAACAAUGUGGUGAAACCGCCAGCGACUAAAACCACCAACAAAGUCGCUGAUGACGAUGAUGAUGAAGAGCUUGACAUUGAUAAUAUUUAAACUCAUAUUUUGUUUGAUUUUUUUUUCUACUUUCCUUUAUUUUAUGCGAAACUGCAAAUUUUGCUUUCGCUUGGGUCAAUUUUUCUCUAAUUAACAAAUCAAAUUCUUCUUUCUAUUAGUUGAAAAAACAUUUCUGCUAUUACAAUCAAUGCUUUAAACUUGUUUAAUUACUCUUUUGAUUUUGCUUUUGCUCAGUUUCUUAUUUUUGGUUGAUGAUUUAAGAUUUUUGAACUAUCGUCAAUUGAUAUUUUUUUAAAUAAAAAAUAAACAAAACAAUCUGAUGAAUAUGAGAGAAAUCUGGAAAUAAAGAAAAAUGAUAUUUGGAAAACUUAUUUAA